Penicillium odoratum is the source of this 705-nucleotide messenger RNA. RefSeq lists its product as uncharacterized. The transcript has a single exon. Bases 1 to 705 code for a protein of 234 amino acids. NCBI's taxonomy places the organism in Eukaryota, Fungi, Ascomycota, Eurotiomycetes, Eurotiales, Aspergillaceae. The record is from RefSeq and is a predicted model, not a curated record.
AUGCCUCUCCCGUCUCUCCCAACUCGGGAGAUAGCCGGAAUCACCAUCCCUGAUACCCCGCUCAUCAAAAAAGCCAUCGCUUACAUGCGAGAGCAGAACGAUGAUUUCACGUACAACCACGUUAUGAGAAGCUGCCUAUUCGCAAUAAAUUCUGCUCCUAUAGUGACUUCCACAGCACCCGACUACCCCAUCGACUACGAGUCCAUCGCUAUCAGCACAGUUCUUCACGACCUAGCCUGGGCAGUGAGCAGCGACAAGAGCACCCCGGACAAACGAUUUGAAGUCGAUAGUGCCAACGCGGCACGGGAAUUUCUAAUCACGGAGACUAGGAAUGACCCCAGCUGGCCCGAUCACCGGGUACAGCUCGUCUGGGAUGCGAUUGCAUUGCAUACUACCAAUUCCAUUGCUAUGCACAAGCAGCCUGAGGUGAUGCUUGCACAUCUCGGUAUCUCGGCGGAUUUUAAGGGCCCGGAUCUGUUUCCAGGGGGGAUGGGUCCGUUGACCUGGAAGACUUUUAAUGAUGUUGUCGCUGUGUUUCCGAGGGAGAGUUUUCUGGAGAAUGUUAAGGGCAUCAUGUGUGACUUGUGCAAGGUGAAGCCGCAAUCAACUUAUGAUAAUUUUGUUGCUGAGUACGGGGAGAAGUAUGUGGAAGGUUAUGAUCGGACUGGGAAGAAGACUAUCGAUUUUCUGGAGGCUGGUGUUUGA